AUGAAGCGCCUUGAGGCAGAACUUCCAUUUUCCCCACCCCAAAACGCGGUAUGUGAGUCGGCGUCCCCUGGUCCGGACAGCACUUUCUUCUGGCUAAUCGACAAAUCCGGACGAUGUCAGGACGUGCACAUCGUUUAUGCAUUGAUAGUCUUCGAGGCAGAUCCUAACAUCACCGACGCAGAGGGCCUCUCCCCACGGCACUGGCUCUGCCAGCACGAAUCUAACGUAGACGCAAUACUCUACGCUCUAGAUGUGGUUCAAGCCCAGCGCUGUCCUCUAGGUCGAGCCAACUGCACCUCAGGUUGCAUCUCCCCGGAGGCCGUCUCACGUCGUAGUCAACAGGCGGAUUGUGUCAAUCAGCAAGAGAGUACCUGCAGUCGCAGUUCUAGUUAUACCUACCUCACCCAACUUCUGCAGGACAUGCCUUUCGCUGCGUUGCGCAGUAACACAGAUCCCACUGGUGACCUCUUCAAUGGCACUCCACCAGACCCUGUGCUAAAUAAUACUAAUCUCACGAAAGAUCUCAUCUGUGUUGGUGCUCUUACAACCAUCCACGAGCCGGGAACGAUGAUCGCACGAGUCGACAAUGAUCUCUUCAUCUACCUCUCUGGAGGAAACCACAUUUCUCUUUCCUCCUUUUCUUCCUCAAAGUCCCCCUCGCCCCAAAAGCGCUCCUCGGUCCGCGGAAUUUGCUCUACUUCGGCGAUGCAGACCGUGGCUGAGGUCUCCUCUGAUGCGGAGGGCAACUCACCAAGGCCCGAACCGAUGCAGACGGAGGUAGUGGAGGGGGAUAGAGCAAGUCCAACAGCGACGACGCAGAACCCCCAGUCGUGGUUUCGUCGCACCAUCGUGUCGAGGUUUAUCUCUGCAGCGUUGCCGGGACUGGACAGUCUGUUUGCCGAUGAGGCAGUGAGACCAGAGAGCGUGGAGAUGGGACCUUUGCCGUCACCGCAACAGCCCCCUGAGACAGAGAAGGAGCAUGUGCCCGUAGACGAAGUGGAUGUAGAUGCCAAGGAGAAUGGGAAACAGGAAUUGGCAGUGGCUUCUGUUGAGCCUCUAGCCACAGGAUUUGCAACAGCGUCGGCUCUGGAGACAAUAAAGCCUCAGGAACUCCAUCACUAUUAUUUCGAAAAUCAUAAUCAACAGGAACAAGAGCAGCAAGAACAAGGAUCGCAUAACCAUCGCCACCUCUGGAGUCGUGCCAUUCGGAGCUGCUCAGGUCGACCCGGUGUGCCAUGUUGUCUGGAGCGAAACGCUCGAUGCUUUUCGGCUGUGCAUGGAAGUGGUGGAGGUAUCAACCCGAGUCUUCCCUUGACCACAUUCUCCACAAUAUGUCAACCUACAGAGGAUGCGGCGUCGGAGAACAUGCAGAGAGACGCAGAGGGUUUUCGGGCAAGUCGACGCGGCUACCGGGUGCUAUGUCUCGACGGUGGGGGUAUUAGGGGGCUAGUUUUGUGCCAGAUCCUGCGAGCAAUCGAAAAAGCGGCGGAGAGGCCUAUCCGCGACCUUUACGAUUGGGUGAUUGGUACGUCCACUGGAGCUAUGCUGGCGUUGAAUAUCGUGCAGGGCAAGUGUGUGCGCUACAACCGUUGUCUGUAUUUUCGACUAAAGGAGAAGAUUUUUGUGGGUAAUCGGCCCUAUCCUACAGAGGGAUUCGAGAGUCUUUUGCGUGAGGAGUUUGGUGAGCGAUCAGUCAUGUCUGACAUCGCGGACGUGAGAGUUUCAGUCACAGCUCUGCGAGGCGACCAUUUCCCUCCUCGCUUGCACAUGUUCCGCAACUACCCCGCACCAUAUGAACGAACGGAACGACUUGUGUCGGAGCUCCUCGAAGCCCGUUCCCCUCGCGUCGCUGCUUCCACCUCCUCCACCUCUACCUCCAUCGAUACCAGUACUGUCACGCAGGUGACUGACAACUCAAUGACUGCCGACGUGUCUUACAAGCGCCUGCUAAACACCUUCCUACGUGACCUCUUCGGUGAGACUAUCCACGAAGUGGGUAACGGGGGGGAGGACGAGUCGAACCUGCAGGAGUCCGUCGUCUCUCUCCUUUCCUCCUUCUCCCGACGCUACAUGUACAGUUUCAGGGGUGUGGAACAGCCUGUGCCUACUAGUGAGCAGACAUAUCUUACAGUUCUUAAAUUCCCCAAGUACACUAAACUGCUAAAAAUCUACGAAAUGACGGCCGACGAGGUGGCCCUUGUCUGGCAAGCUGCGAGGGCGUCAGGAGCAGCGCCCAGCUACUUCCGCGCCUGCGGUCCAUUCCUCGAUGGUGGUCUUAUUGCCAACAAUCCCACAUUGGAUUUGCUUACUGAAGCACAAGAGCUUAACAUUGUUCGACGCCUUCGACGUGAGCCGGCCAUUCCAAUCGCCUGUGUGACCUCCCUGGGCACGGGCCGAGUGCCGCUGCGCGAGGUGCAGCAGUUGGAUGUCUUCCGACCGCAGAACAUGUCUGAGGCCUAUCGGGUGGCUUUGGGCGUCACUGAGCUCUCGCGGAUGCUUGUGGAGAUGGCCACCAUGUCAGAGGGUCGUAUCGUGGAGCGUUCUCGAGCCUGGUGCAGUUCUCUUGGAGUGCCUUUCUUCCGCUUCAGUCCACUGCUCUCGGGGAACGUGGCGUUGGACACCAAGGACACACGGACUAUCCUGCAGAUGUUGUGGGAGACAGAGGCCUACCUCUGCAACUGUCGUGAUCGCAUCUUUCGACUGGUGGAUUCCCUUCUACUCGCCUCGGAUUCGCCUCCGGCCUCUGUCAACAACGUCACUGCUACUGCCCACACCACUAUCUCAUCCCCGACUUGA
Molecule: messenger RNA, 2796 nt
Organism: Echinococcus granulosus
Lineage: Eukaryota; Metazoa; Platyhelminthes; Cestoda; Cyclophyllidea; Taeniidae
Product: calcium-independent phospholipase A2
Exons: 13
Coding region: 1-2796 (931 amino acids)
Biological process (GO): lipid metabolic process; positive regulation of ceramide biosynthetic process
Cellular component (GO): mitochondrion
Source: RefSeq, a predicted model, not a curated record